Sinocyclocheilus anshuiensis is the source of this 3219-nucleotide messenger RNA. RefSeq names its product A disintegrin and metalloproteinase with thrombospondin motifs 14-like. Lineage: Eukaryota; Metazoa; Chordata; Actinopteri; Cypriniformes; Cyprinidae. The coding region runs from base 1 to 3219 and encodes 1072 amino acids. Gene Ontology annotation, molecular function: metalloendopeptidase activity. The transcript is spliced from 22 exons. The record is from RefSeq and is a predicted model, not a curated record. Gene Ontology annotation, cellular component: extracellular matrix. Gene Ontology annotation, biological process: proteolysis; extracellular matrix organization.
AUGCACAUGUAUCAAUCUGGGUCUUUGCACAUAAACAGCUAUAACAUAUUCCUUGAAGCGUUUGGCAUCGAGUCAUCCUGCUGUAUUCUGGGAGGUACAGAGGAGGACAUGCUGUGCAUCAUGGAGGAAGUCGUGCUGCCAUGCAAACAUGAGACUAAUGUCUGUGAGACGUGCCGGCGGGUUCUGCUGCAGCUUCGAGGUUUUAUAUAUAUUGAAUUCGGUCUGAUUGUCCCGUUCAGCACUGACGCUCGCGGCCGGUUCGUUUCUCACGUGCUUUCCGCGAGAGCAUCACCAACCGGCCGGAAACGGGUCCCUCGCGACGCCCCCGUUACGCCUCACACCACGGCCCUGAAUGGGCAACAGCUGUUUUUCAACGUCACUGUGUUUGGAAAAGAGCUGCACUUGCGCUUGAGGGCCAACAGGAGACUCGUGGCCCCUGGAGCUUUUGUUCAGUGGCAGGAGGAUUUUGAGGAACAGGCCAAAGAGCGGAUGCUGGGAGACUGCAUGUUUACCGGGGAUGUAAAGGACAUGCCGAGGGCCUCAGUGGCCAUCAGUAACUGUGAUGGACUGGCAGGCUUGAUUCGCACUGAUGAUGAAGAGUUCUUCAUCGAGCCGCUGGAGAAAGGCCAGCAGGAGGUGGAGGUCAAAGGUCGUGUCCAUGUGGUCUACCGAAGGUCGGCCAUCAAAAGGGACAAGGAUCAGAGGCGAGAUGACCUCCACAAUGAAGUCACAGACUUUGGUAUCGCCGAGCUGCCCAACGCUCUCAAUGUGCUGGAGGAGAAACUGUCAGAGACGGAGCGCAAACGCAGACACGCCAAGAAAGACGACUACAGCAUCGAGGUGCUGCUCGCCGUGGACGACUCGGUCGUGCGCUUCCACGGCAAAGAGCACGUGCAGAACUACGUCUUGACGCUGAUGAACAUCGUUGAUGAAAUCUAUCACGAUGAGUCUCUGGGAACCAACAUCAACAUUGUGCUGGUCCGAAUGAUCCUGGUGGGAUAUCGUCAGUCCAUCAGCCUGAUUGAGCGCGGGAAUCCGUCCCGGAGUCUGGAGCAGGUGUGCCGCUGGGCAAACACCCAGCAGAGGCUCGACCCCGAGCACGCCGAGCAUCACGACCACGCCAUCUUCCUCACCAGGCAAGAUUUUGGUCCCGCAGGUUACGCCCCGGUAACAGGCAUGUGCCACCCGCUGCGGAGCUGCACGCUCAACCACGAAGACGGCUUUUCCUCUGCCUUUGUGGUGGCGCACGAAACCGGACACGUGCUGGGAAUGGAGCAUGACGGCCAGGGGAACCGCUGCUCGGACGAGACCAGUAUGGGCAGCAUCAUGGCUCCGCUGGUCCAGGCCGCGUUUCACCGCUACCAUUGGUCCCGCUGCAGCAAACAGGAGCUCAACCGCUACAUCGACUCAUAUGACUGUCUUCUGGAUGAUCCGUUUGAGCUGAAAUGGCCUAAACUCACAGAGCUUCCCGGGAUAAACUACUCCAUGGAUGAGCAGUGCCGCUUUGAUUUCGGUGUGGGGUAUAAGAUGUGCACCGCAUUCCGUACAUAUGACCCAUGUAAGCAGCUUUGGUGCAGUCAUCCUGACAAUCAGUACUUCUGUAAGACCAAGAAGGGCCCGCCGGUGGACGGGACGGAGUGUGCACCAGGAAAGUGGUGUUUUAAAGGCCACUGCAUCUGGAGGUCGUCCCAUGAGCCCUACGGUCACGACGGAGGCUGGAGUUCCUGGGGAAAGUUCGGCUCGUGUUCUCGUACCUGCGGAGGAGGCGUUCGGUCCCGCAGCCGCCAGUGCAACAACCCUGUGCCUGCAUAUGGAGGUCGUGAUUGUCCGGGGUCGACGUUCGAUUAUCAGGUCUGUAAUACAGAGGACUGUCCCGGCCCAUACGAGGACUUCAGAGCGCAGCAGUGCAUCCAGCGCAGCAAUAAAUACCACAAUAACAUCAAACACACGUGGCUGCCGUAUGAACACUCUGAUGAGGCUCAUAAGUGCGAGUUGAGCUGCCGCUCUACAGAGACGGGUGAAGUCGUCUUCAUGAACCAGGUGAUGCAUGAUGGGACGCGCUGCAGUUACACGGAUCUGUUCAGCGUCUGCGCUCGAGGAGAGUGUCUGCACGUCGGCUGUGAUAAGGAGGUGGGAUCGUACAAACAGGAGGAUAAAUGCGGCGUCUGUGAAGGAGACAAUUCUCACUGUCGAACCGUCAAACUCACGCUCACCAAAACCCCGAAGAAGACAGGUUUGCUGAAGAUGUUUGAUAUUCCUGCUGGCGCUCGGCACAUUGUGAUCGAGGAGAAUGAAACGUCGCCUCACGUAAUUGCUGUUAAAAAUCAGGUCACUGGCAGUUUUAUCUUGAACGCCAAGGGAGAAGAAAUCACGUCCAAGACUUUUAUUGAGAACGGCCUGGAGUGGGAAUAUUCGGUGGCAAACAGCAAAGAAUCGCUGAAGACCGUCGGGCCACUGCACGAAGGCAUCGUGGUGCUGGUCGUCCCGCAGGCCGAGGACACCAAGAUCAGUUUGAGCUACAAAUACAUCAUUCAUGAAGAUCUUCUGCCGGUCAUCACCAACAACAAUGUUUUGCUGGCCGAACUGGACACGUACGAGUGGGCCCUGAAGAGCUGGUCGCAGUGCUCCAAACCCUGCGGCGGAGGUGUCCAGUACACUAAAUACGGCUGUCGGAGGAAGAGCGACGGGCGUUUGGUUCACAGGAACUUCUGUGAGAUCAGUAAAAAGCCCAAACCCAUCCGGAAACGCUGCAACACCAACAGCUGCAGCCAGCCCACGUGGGUGUUGGAGGAGUGGGGUCCAUGCAGUAAAUCCUGCGGGAAGCUGGGAUAUCAGUCUCGCGUGGUCCAGUGCAUGCAGCCGCUCCAGAACGGCACCAACAGACCCGUUCACACUAAAUACUGCAGCGAGGAGCGUCCCGAGACCCGCAGAGCCUGUAACACCAGCGUCUGCCCAUCUCAGUGGAGGACCGGAGCCUGGUCACAGUGUUCGGUGAGCUGCGGUGAAGGGAUCCAGCAGCGGCAGGUCAUCUGCAGGCCGUCUGAAGGCAGCUCGGGACAGUGUGACGCAGACAAACCUGAGUCCGUGUCCGUCUGCAAGCUUCCUCCCUGCACAGGAGAGCCAUCUUUACCCAGUCCCACUAGAGAGUUACUGGACAAGUUGACCACUGAGGAGGAGAAACCAGCGGAAAACACUCUGGAUAAAGUGUCUAGUAAGUGA